Messenger RNA from Aspergillus caelatus, 840 nucleotides. Its product is annotated as DODA-type extradiol aromatic ring-opening family dioxygenase. Lineage: Eukaryota; Fungi; Ascomycota; Eurotiomycetes; Eurotiales; Aspergillaceae. The record is from RefSeq and is a predicted model, not a curated record. Bases 1 to 840 code for a protein of 279 amino acids. The transcript has a single exon. Gene Ontology annotation, molecular function: oxidoreductase activity, acting on single donors with incorporation of molecular oxygen; zinc ion binding; ferrous iron binding.
AUGAGUCCAUCAAACCUUGUUCGUGCACCAUCCCUCUUUUUAUCCCACGGGACUGGCCCAUUCCCUCUCCUUGAUCCCGAACAAGAGUCGUAUAGAGAAAUGAUCCGCAAACAUGCAAGCAAGCUCGACGGCGUCAAGGGCAUCCUGCUUUUCUCGGCUCACUGGGAAACCGAGGAACCUCGAAUCACCGCCUCCAAUGAUCCUGGGAUCUACUAUGAUUAUGAGGAUAUGCGUGACAUGCUCCCACCAGCUGCAUUUAAGUUCCAGUAUGCGGCAUGUGGCAACGCUAUAUUGGCCGCCGAGGUUGCCGACCGUCUCCGGGAUUGUGGGUUCAACCCUAUCUUGGAUUACCAACGCGGGUUUGAUCAUUCCGUUUACGUGCCAAUGACACUACUACGACCUCAGGGCGAUAUUCCCAUCGUCCAGAUGUCGAUCCUCAGAGGGCAAGAUGAGGAAGACUCGACCCAGAAGAACAUAAAGCUGGGACAAGCGGUCGAAUGCUUUCGGGACGCGGGAUAUGCCGUGAUUGGUAGUGGGGGCUCCUAUCACGAUUUCCGUGCAAUAGCUAAUGCAUUCUUCUCUAACGCGCCCAUUCCUGCAGGACCUGAGAAAUUCGAGGAUUUCUUGCUCUCGGCAGCAACCAUCGUCGAUCCAGUGCAGAGAGAGACCGUACUGCUUAAAUGGAGGGGACAUUCCGCUAGUAUCAUUGCACAUCCAGUGGGUGAGGCGGAACAUUUGAUGCCGUUCAUGAUUGUAGCUGGGAGCGGUGGAAACAGAGCAGGAGUUAGGUUCGACAUGUUUGUGUAUCGAGGUGCGCCGAUGAGCUUUUACAGCUGGUGA